AAAGAUGACGGUUCCAUCCCUUCCCUUCCCUUCCAAGUUUCUUCACCAAAAUAAAAGCAGCGGGCAACAUUGCCAUACCUGCAAACAUCCACGCACACCCAAGAAUUGGUUGGACUCCUGUCUAGUACUAGUAUACAGGAAGAUCAAAAGCUUUGCUCCAUAUAAACCGAGCGGAUUUCUCCGAAGAAAUAAGUAAAAAGAUAUUAAGUCUCCAUGGCGAUUGUAAAGGCAUGCACUUGUUCUUCCUGCAGCUCUGAGGAUUUCGCUGAUGCUUGUAAUGGAUGUCUUGUGGGAGAUACCUGUGUAUUUGGAGCAGAAGUGUAUGUAGAAAAUGAAAAUCAUUUUGGAGUUGGCGAGUGUUUGUCAACGUUGAAUACUAAAGAUGAGGGAUUCACUUGGAAAAUUGACAAUUUUUCCCUCUUGGACGAGGACGAGGAACUGAUUGAGUCAACAGUUUUCACUGCUGGUGGACUGAAUUGGUUGUUAUCGCUCUAUACAAAGGGGGAUUCAGAAAGUGAUGGUGAAAGCCUUUCGCUCCUUCUGGAUUUAGUGGAUCAUGAAGCCAUUCGAGGAGACUGGAAAACUUGUGCUCAGUUCAUGAUCCUAGUAAAAGACCAACUUAAUAACAAACAUUAUUCUCGAGCAGAUGUUGCGUGGUUUGAUGACCCAUUUGAUGGUUGGCGUUGCUCUAACUUCAUGCCGCUGAGAGAUCUUCAGCGCCCAUCAAGAGGUUUCCUCGUGAAUGAUACAUUAAUAAUUGAAUUCAAGCCAGUUGUUAUAUCCAACGUCAAGAAAUUCACUUGAACCUCCGUGUUCAUGUUUGUUGGUGUUUCGUAAUUACCUUGUCUAGCUAGAACCAUAUAAUGUUUGGCUUCAAAAGUAUUGUUAAUUAACUUUCUGUU
Messenger RNA from Rubroshorea leprosula, 902 nucleotides. The record is from the annotation of a GenBank genome assembly. Lineage: Eukaryota; Viridiplantae; Streptophyta; Magnoliopsida; Malvales; Dipterocarpaceae.